UGACUGUGUACCGUACCAGCAGCAUUAUCGUUUAAAAGCAUUAGGCCAUUCCCGCUCGAGUGAUCGUAGAACUCGCGGACCGCGUAGUAGGCCUGUGCCAUUCCAUAGCGUGCUUUGCGAAUUUUAUUCGACGAGCGGUAUCUGUGCCACAAAUUUUUUGAUUUUUAUUGUGUUUAUUUGUUAAGUAAAAUGGGCGGAAGAACUAUUCUUGUGGGAGAGUUUAUGGUUGUGAUAAUUUUUGUUUUAAAUUUAAGCUGUCUCUAUGCCUAUCGCACCGAUGACGCCAAGCUACAUCUGAAACUGAAAGACAAAAAUACAAUAGUAAAAACUAUUCGAAUUGGAGAUAAAGUUCUUAUAGAAGAAUACAAAAUCACUGAAGGUCCUGAUACCAGAUUUUUGCUUUAUGAAACAGAGGAGGACGGAGAUGUUGAUAAUGAUAAUGAAUAUGACGACACCCAAUCUCCUUUGGAAUCUUGGUCUGUAGUGUGGUACAUAGCCUCGUUCGGGGGGCUGGUAGCCUUCUUUCUCGUGGUGUCCUGUUCGGAAUGGUGUUGUCGCCGUAAUGCCUCGAGAAACUGCCGAAGUAGUUCGGACUCCACCCGCCAGGUGGCGCCAGACGUACCGCCUCCGUCGUACGAGCAAUUCGCGCCGCCGCCGUACGAAAGUUUGACACUGAAAGGCGGCGAAAAGAGCGAGUUUGACGUUUACGUGGUGCCGGUGGAAGCCAUGAGCAGUUUGAUGAGGAAUAAUGGCGGGAAUAUUGAAGACGCGCCUCCCUCGUAUUACAUGGCCAGCGAGAGAUAUCUAGUACGUGAUAAAGGUAACGGCGAUGUUGCCGUAGCUUCAUCGUCGAAAGAGAGUUCCGUUGUUGUCGAUGUUAGUUUACUGGAGAGUACCGGGACGUGAUUAAAACUUUGGUUAUGUUGUAUUUAUUCAUUGCAAGUCAACAAUUCGAGGAAACUUGAUAAAAAAAAAAUCUGUUUUUAAUCAUCCA
Messenger RNA from Brassicogethes aeneus, 994 nucleotides. NCBI's taxonomy places the organism in Eukaryota, Metazoa, Arthropoda, Insecta, Coleoptera, Nitidulidae. The record is from the annotation of a GenBank genome assembly.